This is a messenger RNA of Vitrella brassicaformis, 1193 nucleotides long. The record is from the annotation of a GenBank genome assembly. Lineage: Eukaryota; Vitrellaceae.
UCAUACACUUGUGCCGUCACGCGACGAGCUGACACACACAGCCGGGGCGGCAGGAGGAGGAAUGGCCAGUUACUGAUGUUGCAGUCACAUGCAUACGUCCGAUUCGCACCGAUAGAGAAGUUUGAGCCCUCUUUUGCCGUCGAUCAUAUCAAGCAGGGCAAUGUAGUGCGAAGGUGUGAGUGACGUGCCGGCAGGCAGACGGACCUGCACGACACAACCACAAGAUGGAAUGCGACAAUCCACCCACUGCAUGCGAAUGCAAAGAAUGUUCGUGUGUGAGUACCAGGGCAGCCCUCGUCAUCCUGACGAUGGCCAACAGGACCCACACCAACACUGAGGCCGACGCGCGCAGCACGGAGCCGCACACGGACACAAUGAUCGACACGAGCACGCCGACCAGCGGCAGCACCCACCUGCACCAAGCAUCAUCGGUCAAGAUACAGCAUGGGCAUACAUGAGUCGAUUUUUACGCCUCACCUCUUGACGUUGGCCCGCACAGAGCCUCCCAGUGCACUGGUCUGCACUAUCGCCACACACUCUUGUGCCAAGUAGUUGGGACGCACCGCAGCCUCCUGAGUAUUCGCUCUGAUCCAUCCAGCAGUCGAUGCACACACAAAGAGAGAAGGCAGCACUACGCCAGUGUGAUGUCCCUCUCUCUCUCUCUCUCUCUGUGUGUGUGUGUGUGUGUGUGUGUGUGUCUGUAUGCGUGUGAGUACCUGCAUGUAGGGCAGCAUACAGCACGAAGGCCGUGGGGGCGGUGGCGGAUGAGCUCUCCGACGCACUCCAAACAUCCGGAAUGUCCUGCAUCAACAAUGGCGGCAUUGACAGGUCCGGCAUGUCCACGUCAUUCAGCUCUGAGAGUCUGUGUGCACCAUUCAUUGCUCACUCACCGCAUGUCUGCACCUGGGUGUGAGUCUGUGUGUGAUAGAUAACACACGCCGCACUUGGGCACACCACCAGAGAGAGGAACCCGCCGCCAUCUCUGCAGCCAACAACACACGGAAGUCACACGGAUGCAGGGGACCAUGAAUCAUGACGCUUCAUCUCACCAAUUGCCUCUCACAUGGGAAUGUGCCCUUCCUUCUGCACCAGCCGCAUUGCAGAUCGGUAGCGUACCUCUAGGCCUCCCUGCCGCCCUCACCUUGGCCACGAGUUAUCUCUCCACCGCUCGGUGAUCACAUACGAUAUGGGAG